UGACAACUGAGGAGCCGGAGCUGAGCGGUGUUCGGCGUUAAAAACCCAAAGGUAAACAGACGUGGCGACUAAACGCUGACGUAGAUGAAGCGUGAGGAGAGGAAACCAUCAGGUCAGUGAGGAGCCACGAGGAGACGUGAACCUUCCUCGAAUCAAAACAUGGAACCAGCAGAAACGUCAGGUUCCAUCACGUUCUCCACACGGUUCCCCAUCGUCUGAGCUCCGACUGCAGCUCUUUCAACGACCUCGUCUCGCCGCGUCCUCUUCUUCUGCGGUGGUUUAACGGUGGCGUCUGGAGAAUCGGCUCCACCGGCUGUUGAUCGGCUCACGUUCACUCAGCAGCAGUGGAGGGAAACCAGACUUCACUCAUGUCUUGACCAUUCCUCUGAAAAUUUGGUUAAAAUUUGCGCCAGAUUUGGAUGGAAAUUCGACUGUUGUUGCUUGAUACAAAAAUACAAAUAACCUAUAAGACAGUGUCCGGAGUCAACGGGCCGCUGGUGAUUUUGGAUCAGGUGAAGUUCCCCAGGUACGCAGAGAUCGUCCAUCUCACCCUGCCGGAUGGUACCAAGAGGAGCGGGCAGGUUCUGGAGGUCACCGGCUCCAAAGCCGUGGUGCAGGUGUUUGAGGGGACUUCGGGUAUCGAUGCCAAGAAGACCAGCUGUGAGUUUACGGGGGACAUCUUACGGACACCUGUGUCUGAGGAUAUGCUGGGUCGUGUGUUCAAUGGAUCUGGUAAACCUAUCGACAGAGGACCAGCAGUCCUGGCUGAGGACUUCUUGGACAUCAUGGGCCAGCCUAUAAACCCUCAGUGUCGUAUCUAUCCCGAGGAGAUGAUUCAGACCGGUAUAUCUGCCAUAGACGGCAUGAACAGCAUCGCUAGGGGGCAGAAAAUACCCAUCUUCUCUGCUGCAGGGCUACCGCACAAUGAGAUCGCAGCUCAGAUCUGUCGGCAGGCCGGUUUGGUGAAGAAGUCCAAGGAUGUGAUGGACUACAGCGAGGACAACUUUGCCAUAGUGUUUGCAGCCAUGGGGGUUAACAUGGAGACAGCCAGGUUCUUUAAGUCGGACUUUGAGGAGAACGGGUCCAUGGACAAUGUGUGUUUGUUCCUCAACCUGGCCAACGACCCCACCAUCGAGCGAAUCAUCACGCCUCGUUUAGCUCUGACAUCAGCAGAGUAUCUUGCCUAUCAGUGUGAGAAGCACGUCCUCGUCAUCCUCACCGAUAUGAGCUCCUACGCAGAGGCUCUGCGAGAGGUGUCUGCAGCCAGAGAGGAGGUUCCAGGCCGGCGAGGUUUUCCUGGCUACAUGUACACGGAUUUGGCCACCAUCUAUGAGAGAGCUGGCAGAGUAGAAGGACGUAAUGGCUCCAUCACGCAGAUCCCCAUCCUCACCAUGCCCAAUGACGACAUCACUCAUCCUAUUCCUGACCUGACUGGUUACAUCACUGAGGGACAGAUCUAUGUGGACAGGCAACUUCACAACAGACAGAUCUAUCCUCCUAUCAACGUGUUGCCGUCUCUGUCUCGUCUGAUGAAAUCUGCCAUCGGGGAAGGAAUGACCCGCAGAGACCACUCUGAUGUUUCCAACCAGCUCUAUGCCUGUUAUGCCAUAGGGAAGGACGUCCAGGCCAUGAAGGCAGUGGUGGGAGAGGAGGCUCUGACAGCUGAUGAUCUGCUCUAUCUGGAGUUCCUGACCAAGUUUGAGAAAAACUUCAUCUCCCAAGGUGCCUAUGAAAACAGGAGCGUGUUUGAGACUCUGGACAUCGGGUGGCAGCUCAUGAGGAUCUUCCCCAAGGAGAUGCUGAAGAGGAUCCCUCAGAGCACCUUAGCUGAGUUCUACCCACGAGAAGCCAAACAUUAACCCAACACACUACCGGUCCUGCUGCUUCCAUCGGUGAAACCUCAGUAUAGUAUUGUGCCGUCACAUAUGAUUUGAUGCUGUAAACGUCCUGACACUUGUGACUCUCAUGUGGGCCUGACAACAAACCAUUCCUGCUUAGACAACCAGAAACGGAAGAUACUCAGAUACACAUGAAUGUAGAGGAAGGGAAUAAGUUGAUGUGUUUAUUGCCUGUGUGCGAGAAGAUAAGGAUUACAUUUUGAUUACUGUGUCACGCCUAUAUUUAGCAAACAGCACUGCACAAAGUGCAGGAAAAAAGGGAAAUAGCUUCCAUAAUCAUUUUUUUCAGACCAAAAAAACAUAAAUUGUUAAUAAAGCAUCCUUUCUCACACUCUGGAGAUUAAUUAGCAAAGGAACAGGUCGAUAGGUUGGGAAAUACGCCCAUUCCUUCUCUGGCAGUCCAGCACAAACCCCCCUGUAAAACGACAAAUUGACGCGUUUACAUUUUACAAAUGAACUAAAGUGUAACUGUGUUAAUCGGUGAUCAUUAGAGGUGCUGGUAGGUGGGCUUUGUUGCCACUCUGAACAUCUAACUCUCACCAGGAAAGCCAGUAAGAGUGUUUCUUAGAAUGUCAAACAAGUUCUAUUAAAGGUGCCCUUGCGAGUUUUGGACCACUAGUAGUGCCACGGAGGAAUGUUUGUAUGUCUGGGUCCCUGUAAACAAAUGUUUAAUUAUGUUUGCUAGAGCUCGCGGACACACGCAGUGUGUUUUUUGUGAGAAACGCUGAGUGAACUUUUGUUUGUUUUUAGAAGAAAACUCCGCAGGGCGCUUUAGUACCAACCACGUGGUUGGACGAGGUGAGAAGUGUGACCCGUCGCACCUGUAAUCGUAACCAACCAGUGAUGUCACAGUGCGCUGGAGUACACCUGUGCAUCACUGCAGCAAGGUGGGAAGUGAAACCGCUGGAGGUCAGCUGAAACAAGAUUUUCCCAGGGUGUUAAAUGGCUCUUUUAAUAUGCAUAUAUUUUGAUAUUUUCAGAUCAUUUUUCUUCAAACUUACUUUAAAAAAGCUUAAUUUUAUUAUUCCCACAGUAUUAUAGUAUAAUUGCAGCUAAUUCUUGGCCCCUGCAUGAAAAAGUGUGAGGCGUGAGUGAGUGCAAAGGCUUGAUGACGGCCGCGUGUUCUCAUUAGGCUUCUGCGUGGCUCACUACAGUGUUUUCUUCGAGCAGUCGGUGCACAUUUCCGGCCUUGUACGUGCUGUACGAUUGUGACACUGGGACAGACUGUCGUGUCACUGCCACCAGGUGCAAGGCCUUGUCUGGAGGAACGUUGUCCGCAUUAGACGGUAGCUUUGAUGCCCACUUUUCAUGAAAGCCAUGUCUGUAAUGGGGGACCGGGAGAUUAAACUAUAUCAGACUAAGUAUCGGGCAUUUAAGUGAUGAUCACACGUGUGAGGAUACUGUGAGCUUUAAACAACUUGUCCCCUCAUUACUUUACUGCUCGAUGUUCUUGUGGUUUCUUCGGAUGAUCAUUCUUUGUUGACUCUGCUCUUUUAUUCCAGUGCCAGAAGCUUGAAGCGAUGUUACCUUGUUUGAUGUUUCCUGUGUAUGUGUAAGCUUUAAGUUCUCUACUGUCUGAAUACAUCAGCCUUGAAAUAUCUAUGAAUUGUGUAUUUCUGUUUGAACAGUGUGUGCAUAUCGACUGGAUAUGUGAAUCGGCUUGCAUGCAUUGCCGUUGAAUGUUUCCUGUUGGUGCCUCGAGUACCGUAUAAAAUUAAAGCU
This is a messenger RNA of Xiphias gladius (swordfish), 3620 nucleotides long. RefSeq names its product ATPase H+ transporting V1 subunit B2 (gene atp6v1b2b). Gene Ontology annotation, biological process: ATP metabolic process; proton transmembrane transport. The transcript is spliced from 15 exons. NCBI's taxonomy places the organism in Eukaryota, Metazoa, Chordata, Actinopteri, Istiophoriformes, Xiphiidae. The record is from RefSeq and is a predicted model, not a curated record. Bases 420 to 1859 code for a protein of 479 amino acids. Gene Ontology annotation, molecular function: proton-transporting ATPase activity, rotational mechanism; ATP binding. Gene Ontology annotation, cellular component: proton-transporting V-type ATPase, V1 domain.